AGGGAGGAGGAGGUUUGUCUUGCGGCUGGAACUUGAACAAAGUCUCUUGAACUAAAGUUCAGUGGGGCGGUGAAUUACUAUAGAAUCAAACCGACUGUGUGGUUUUUCAAAGUGGAGCCUGAGCUGAGCUGAGCCGGACUGGACCGUCGGCUGCUCUUUGUGUGUCUGUGUUGUGUGUUCCUGUUUCCGCUGAAUGUGAGUCUGAUCUUCCUGAAAACACCUGCGUGCUUCAGGUAACUCCCCGAUGAAGAGGGAAGUGUGAGGAGAGGAAGGUGAGGCCGCUGGUCACCUCCAUGGAUUACCAGUUCGAAGUGUUUGUGUUCACCUGAGGAUCAAAGCCUGGAUGCUACUGUAGUUGGAGGAAGUUAAGAGCAAAUCAAGUUCCACUCAAGACCACGACAACGUUCAGAACUGAAAUCCUUGGAAGGAGUUUUCCUGGCAGCACUGAUCUUCAAAUUGCUGAGCCUCGUCUUUUUUAACUCGGUCACAGUGAGCGCAGAUAUUUUAAUGUAAAAGAGUCGUUUAGUGACAAAAAGCUGAACUAGCAGAAAGUAGAGGAUUUAAAUAUCUGCAGGAGGAGACGGAAACACCUGCUUCAGCCUCACAAGUCUGUCCUUUAGGGAUGUGUUCCAAUCGCAGUCGAUGUGGCGGCAACAACCGUGCCAACCAGUCCGGCUCAGAGGGCACCAGCUCAGGCGCCCACUAUGCCCUGUGCGCCCUGGGAGUCGGACUGAUUGCCCUGGGUAUCGUCAUGAUUGUGUGGACUGUGAUACCCAUGGCUGGAGAGAAAUCGGACGAGCCCUCCAAAACUUCAGUCAACUCCACCACUUUAACUGAGGGCGAGGACGGAGACGAGGAGGAUACUGACCACACAAAGUCUUCGUCCGUGGCUAUGGUGCUGGUCGGGGUGGGAGCAGUCAUGCUGCUGUUGUCCCUUUGCCUCGGUCUGAGGAGCAAGAGGAGAGCACGCAACAGACCGACCCUUCCUGUGGCAGCGGCAGGAACCCUCCUGAACCACGUGGCUGGGGAAGAAGCUGCCGAUCCAGUCACAUUCACCGUGCCGAGCUAUGAGGAGGUCGUUGGCAGUAACGACUACCCCGUCCGUCAGAGUAACCUUCGCAGCAGCACCUCCCAGCUGCCAUCUUACGAGGACAUCAUAGCAGCCGUGGAAAAUGAGGGUCGGGAGUCCACAGACAAUCCCACGGAGGACACGCCUCUUAGUGACUCCACAGCAGCUCCCGUCGAGCCCUGUGCCGAGGGCGCCCAGGCCGAACCUCCUGGCCUGACCUCUAACCCCAGCCUGCCAACCCGUAGCACCAGCCGGGCCAGCCGCUUGCUGCGGCCCCUGCGGGUGAGGAGGAUCAAGUCGGACAAAUUGCACCUGAAGCACUUCCGCAUCCAGAUCCGUACCCCCACACAGAACCCGGUAACAAUUGAACCCAUCACUCCGCCACCGCAGUAUAAUAAUGAGAUGCCUGAAUUACAGUAGGAGCUCUUCCCUCAUUUCUCCCACACUGUCUGUUCCUGAUGAAUCCCAAAAAGCUCAGGAUUAAAAGGACUAAUGAUACAUUUUGAAAGCCCAUUUCCUAGGUUGGUAUUAAACAGGUUAACACUGGCUGCGAGCGGUGGGACGCAGGCCGUGCAGACACUUUCCUGAGAUGAGAAUAUUUCAAACUUAAUCUCUUCUUCUUUAUCUGUGAAGUUUGUGAUUGGCAUAUUUAUUCUGUUAUAAUGCAUCGGUUUGAAAUGGCCCACUUUCACAUUCGAGAUUAUUUUAAACAUGUCAAACAUAGGGCAGCCUCUCAGUUUUAUUUAAUAUCCAGUCUUUUUUCACCUCACCUGGAUUUAUUAUUGUUGCAUUGUGAGUUUGAUUAGUUUUGAACUGUGGAAAAGUUGAAGCCAUGGCUUGCAUUUCAGAAAGGGGUAAAAGGGAAACUUAAUAAUUUGCAGUGGUAUUAAAGUAUCAUCAGUGUCAGAUGCACCACUUGUUUGUGAUUUGUAACCGAAGAAAAUGCACUGAGGCCAAACACUUUGUGCGAAACUUAUCUUUAUAAAUGUUUGUGGUUGUUUGUUUAAACUGUCUUGUUUAAAAGGAACUUGUUCAAAUAACCUUUUUUGAUGCAGAUAUUAUGAGAAGAAAAAUAUUAUAUGGAACAGUAAAACCAGAAGGAAACUACUGAUUAUUUUAGUACGGGAUGUGGUAUUAAAUGUGCGUUGCUUUGAGAUUUUAAUAGUUUAAAUGUUGAAAUCCCUUUUGAAUAAGUGUUUUUCUCUUUCCUCCAGGAUCAUGUCAAGCUUUUAUGUUUUUGUUGCAAAAUGUCAAUGUAAAUAACUUAAAUUGUAAUUAUUCAUUAGACCAUCGUUCAUCAAUGCAUGACCGGUCACAACAAAUAGCUCUAUUAAAUACAGAUUAAAUCACCAUCACUGCCAUUCAACCACACAAAUAAAUUAUUGCUGCAUUUUCGGAUGAUUUAUUUUUUAUUUGCCUGCUGUAGAUUCAAGAGAGCGGCUUAUUUUUGAGAGAGAGAGAUGUUGUCUUUAUACUUUCAGUUAAUAAAAUCUAACUGUAGAUUC
Molecule: messenger RNA, 2574 nt
Organism: Limanda limanda (common dab)
Lineage: Eukaryota; Metazoa; Chordata; Actinopteri; Pleuronectiformes; Pleuronectidae
Gene: tmem51b
Product: transmembrane protein 51b
Exons: 5
Coding region: 623-1489 (288 amino acids)
Source: RefSeq, a predicted model, not a curated record